Aspergillus nomiae NRRL 13137 is the source of this 1998-nucleotide messenger RNA. RefSeq names its product GTPase GUF1. Bases 1 to 1998 code for a protein of 665 amino acids. The record is from RefSeq and is a predicted model, not a curated record. Gene Ontology annotation, biological process: positive regulation of translation. Gene Ontology annotation, cellular component: mitochondrion. Gene Ontology annotation, molecular function: GTP binding; GTPase activity; mitochondrial ribosome binding. Lineage: Eukaryota; Fungi; Ascomycota; Eurotiomycetes; Eurotiales; Aspergillaceae. The transcript has 2 exons.
AUGCGAGGAUGCCUGCAGUUAGCCAGAUGGCUGAGCGCAGGGCCGAAAUGCCCGGCGGCAAGCCUUCCCAAGGCGCCAUCCGGCCUCUAUAAUACCAUCCGUUCUUUCACUAGUUCCGCCCAUUUGGCAUCGCGAGCCAGAGCAGCAGCGAGCAAACCCGCCUCCGAUCUUGAAGCCAGAAUCGCGCAGAUUCCCAUCGACCGCUACCGUAACUUCUGUAUCGUCGCUCACGUUGACCAUGGGAAGAGUACCCUCUCCGACCGACUGCUCGAACUCACGGGCACUAUCCAGCCAGGAUCGAAUAAACAGGUGUUGGACAAACUCGAUGUCGAACGGGAACGAGGUAUCACUGUGAAGGCACAAACAUGUACCAUGAUAUAUAACCAUAACGGGGAGGAUUAUCUGUUGCACCUUGUCGAUACACCGGGACAUGUGGACUUUCGUGCCGAGGUUUCGCGCAGUUAUGCCAGUUGCGGCGGAGCAUUGCUUCUGGUGGAUGCCAGCCAGGGUAUCCAGGCACAGACCGUCGCAAACUUCUAUCUCGCAUUCGCGCAGGGCUUAGAGUUGAUUCCUGUCAUCAACAAAGUGGACUUGCCAUCGGCCGAACCGGAGAAGGCACUCCAACAGAUGAAAACGUCGUUUGAACUGGACACGGAAAAUGCGGUGAUGGUGUCUGCUAAAACCGGCCUGAAUGUUGAGCAAUUACUUCCUACUGUGGUUGAGAAGAUCCCCGCGCCUGUUGGUGAUUGUCAGAAGCCCCUACGGAUGUUACUUGUCGAUUCCUGGUACGAUUCCUACAAAGGUGUUAUCUGUCUGGUACGAAUCUUCGACGGUGAAGUUCGGGCAGGCGACCAACUCAUUUCGUUCGCAACCGGCAUCAAGUACUAUGUCGGUGAAGUCGGCAUCAUGUACCCCCUCGAGACCUCACAGACCGUCCUGCGAGCCGGCCAAGUCGGCUAUAUCUACUUCAACCCCGGUAUGAAACGGAGCAAGGAAGCUAAGAUCGGGGAUACUUACACCAAGGUCGGCUCCGAGAAAGCUGUGGAGCCCCUUCCGGGGUUCGAAGAACCCAAGUCGAUGGUUUUCGUAGCCGCCUAUCCCGUGGAUGCGGAUCAUUUCGAGCACCUCGAGGAUAGCAUCAACCAGCUUAUGCUCAAUGACAGAAGCAUCACUGUGCAGAAGGAAUCUUCUGAAGCUUUAGGUGCAGGAUUUAGACUGGGAUUCCUUGGGACACUCCACUGUUCUGUUUUCGAGGAUCGUUUGCGCCAGGAGCACGGUGCCAGCAUCAUCAUCACGCCUCCUUCAGUGCCGGUAAAGGUGAUAUGGAAGGAUGGCCGCGAAGAGAUUGUGACCAGUCCCGCUCGCUUCCCCGAGGAGGAUGAUCUGCGAUCUAAGGUCGCAGAGAUCCAUGAGCCUUACGUGCUUGCUACCCUAACCUUCCCCGAUGAGUACCUCGGCAAGGUGAUCGAAUUGUGCGAAGCGAACCGAGGCGAGCAGAAAACCCUUGAGUAUUUUACGGCAACUCAGGUCAUUCUCAAGUAUGAACUGCCUCUGGCACAAUUGGUCGACGAUUUCUUCGGAAAGCUCAAAGGAUCCACCAAAGGUUACGCUACUCUGGACUACGAGGAAUCUGCGUGGCAGCCGAGCAACAUCGUGAAACUACAGCUGCUGGUUAAUAAAGCCCCUGUGGAUGCUGUUGCGCGAGUUGUUCACUAUAGCCAAAUAGAACGACUGGGAAGGAAAUGGGUGACAAAGUUCAAGCAGCACGUCGAUCGACAGCUCUUCGAGGUCGUCAUCCAAGCUGCUGUCGGACGCAAAGUCAUUGCAAGAGAAACCGUCAAGCCAUACCGGAAAGAUGUCCUGGCCAAGCUUCAUGCUAGUGAUGUCAGCCGACGGAGGAAGCUCCUGGAAAAACAGAAAGAAGGCCGGAAGAGGCUCAGGGCUGUCGGAAACGUGGUGAUUGAACAAAAGGCGUUCCAAAACUUCUUGUCGAAAUAG